AUGGGUACAACACUGUCCACGCAAGUCGUUUGUAAACAACUUUCAUGCUGUGGGGACAAGUUCCGGAUGGUGACAGUGGCCAGACCCGGCCAAUCGAACGGCCCGCUUGUCUGCAAGGUCUGCGGGCGGGGGGUUGCUAUGCCGGAGAAGAUGAAGCGAGAACAAACGUCAUCGUACACAAUAGCUUCGAUCUUCAGUUUGUGUUGUGUUGAUUGA
Pyricularia grisea is the source of this 216-nucleotide messenger RNA. RefSeq lists its product as uncharacterized. The coding region runs from base 1 to 216 and encodes 71 amino acids. NCBI's taxonomy places the organism in Eukaryota, Fungi, Ascomycota, Sordariomycetes, Magnaporthales, Pyriculariaceae. The transcript is spliced from 2 exons. The record is from RefSeq and is a predicted model, not a curated record.